Molecule: messenger RNA, 1554 nt
Organism: Fusarium keratoplasticum
Lineage: Eukaryota; Fungi; Ascomycota; Sordariomycetes; Hypocreales; Nectriaceae
Exons: 10
Coding region: 1-1554 (517 amino acids)
Biological process (GO): malate transmembrane transport
Cellular component (GO): membrane
Molecular function (GO): malate transmembrane transporter activity
Source: RefSeq, a predicted model, not a curated record
AUGCCGCUCGCCAACUUUGGUACCCUGGUCCUCCACCACCUCGUCUUCGUCGCCCACCUGGCCUACUUCCACAUCGCCUUUGCCCACAUGGAGCCCAGCGCCCUCGUGGUCCUCUACUGCGUCUCAAAGCUGCUCGCCCGCCGCGCCGACGACAUUGACGGACCGCCUCCGGAAUGGCCCCCUCCCUCCCCCUCGGAGGAGAACCCGCCCUUCAUCGCCGGCGCCGGCGAUGCUACCCCGGCCCCGAAUGACCGUCCCGUCGCCGUGGCGCGGCCUCCCCUUGUCCAGCGGCCGUCGUAUAUCGCCGCUGCUGCUCCGGAUGACCCCCGGACUGACCGCCGGAAUCCUACUCGCAUGCUGAACAACGCUUCUACUCCAACCUCCAACAGCUUGAAUCAUGUCAUGGCCAUCGCGGAAAAGUCGCCGGUUACGCCAAAGGUCGGCAUCCGAGACCGCAUUGCGUGUCAUAGAUGGACCUACUUCACCAUGACCAUGUCCACCGGUGGCGUUGCCAACAUCCUUCACUCACUCAAAUGGGACACACCCUGGAUCCGCGGCAUCGGUCUCUUCUUCUUCAUCCUUAACCUUAUUCUCUUCGUCACCAAUCUCAUCCUCCUGUCCAUUCGGUUCCAUAUCCGCCCCGGGAGCUUCACCCACUCCUUCACCGACCAGGUUGAAUCGCUCUUUAUCCCGGCAUCUGUAGUCUCCAUCGCAGUGAUACUCAUCAACACAUGCCAAUAUGGCAUCCCCAAUACCGGCAUAUGGCUCCUCCGCACCAUGGAGCUCAUGUUUUGGAUCUACGCCGCCCUCAGCGUCUCUGUUAGCGCGCUGCUCUACCUCAUCCUCUGGUCCACGUUAGUCUUCCCGGUCCAUACGAUGACGCCGACAUGGGUCUUUCCUGCGUAUCCUCUGCUCCUCAAUGCUCCCUUCGCAGCAAACCUCAUAGCUGCUGCACAUGCAUCUGGUCAUGCUUUGUCGACUAACACCACGGCAAUGGCUCUUGGCGCUGCUGCAAUCCAGGGAACUGGAUGCUUGAUCGCAUUCAUGAUCUCUUCUGCCUUCAUCUACCGUCUCAUGACACAGAAGCUCCCGCGGGAUACGCAAAGGCCCGGCAUUUUCAUGUCUAUUGGUCCCUAUGGUUUCACUGCUGCCGGCAUAGCCCAACUGGGAAACCAAGCAGAAUCACUUAUACCGCCGAACUUCCUGGACACUCCACACGUUGCCCCAAUCAUCAAGGUUGUCUCCGUCCUCGUCAGCCUCUGGCUCUGGGGCCUAGCCAUGUGGUUCUUCCUUGUCUGUGUCGGCGCGUUGUGGAAAUAUGUUCGUACUGGUAGUAGCAUGCCGUUCCAAAUAUCCUGGUGGUCUUUUGUCUUCCCGAACACGGCUCUCGUCACGGCCACUAGCGUCAUGGGAAACAUCUUUCAUAGUGAUGGCCUGCACAUCUUUGCAUGCGUCAUGACCAUUGCUAUUGUAAUUGUAUGGGCCGUCGUCUUUGGGAGAAUGGUGUGGUGUCUGAAGGAGAAGAGACUUCUCUGGCCCAAGAAUGAGACCUAG